Molecule: messenger RNA, 766 nt
Organism: Egretta garzetta (little egret)
Lineage: Eukaryota; Metazoa; Chordata; Aves; Pelecaniformes; Ardeidae
Gene: PRDX4
Product: peroxiredoxin 4
Exons: 8
Coding region: 1-696 (231 amino acids)
Biological process (GO): cellular response to stress; response to oxidative stress; cell redox homeostasis
Cellular component (GO): endoplasmic reticulum; cytosol
Molecular function (GO): thioredoxin peroxidase activity
Source: RefSeq, a predicted model, not a curated record
AUGCUGCUGGUGCUCCAGAGCACAGUGCCCAAACUGCUGAGUCGGCGCAUGCAAGCCAGCACGACCCCUCAACCACCACCCCAGCCACAGCAGCGCAGCGCUGCACCUGAGCCAGGCCAAAUCUCCAAGCCAGCACCUUACUGGGAAGGAACAGCAGUCAUUAACGGAGAGUUCAAAGAGCUGAAAUUAACAGAUUAUGAAGGAAAAUACCUUGUCUUCUUCUUCUAUCCUCUUGACUUUACAUUUGUAUGUCCAACUGAGAUAAUCGCCUUCAGUGACAGAAUUGAAGAAUUCAGAGCAAUAAAUACCGAAGUAGUAGCGUGUUCUGUGGACUCCAAGUUCACUCACUUGGCAUGGAUUAAUACUCCUCGAAAACAAGGAGGACUCGGACCUAUGAAGAUUCCACUGCUUUCAGAUUUGACGCACCAAAUUUCAAAGGAUUACGGAGUAUAUCUGGAAGAUCAAGGGCAUACACUUAGAGGCCUUUUCAUUAUUGAUGACAAGAGAGUCCUUCGUCAGAUCACCAUGAAUGACCUUCCUGUUGGGAGAUCAGUGGAUGAAACGCUUCGUUUAGUACAAGCAUUCCAGUACACAGACAAACAUGGAGAAGUUUGCCCUGCUGGUUGGAAACCUGGCAGUGAAACUAUAAUUCCAGAUCCAGCUGGAAAACUGAAGUAUUUCGAUAAACUACACUGAGGCUCGCUUUUGUUGAAUUACAAAGGUCACAUUCAACGUGAUUUUUGCCAAUAAAAUUCCAUUAAUUUUG